Molecule: messenger RNA, 945 nt
Organism: Laccaria bicolor S238N-H82
Lineage: Eukaryota; Fungi; Basidiomycota; Agaricomycetes; Agaricales; Hydnangiaceae
Exons: 9
Coding region: 1-945 (314 amino acids)
Biological process (GO): lipid metabolic process
Molecular function (GO): phosphoric diester hydrolase activity
Source: RefSeq, a predicted model, not a curated record
AUGCGUUUCCUGUCCUUACGCCUCAUCCCCUUAUCCACUAUCUUCUUGGCACAGAUCUCGAAUGGGCUUUAUCUCUUAAGAAAGAGGGCGACCAUUUGUAACGGUCAUGCUGAGCUUUGCGACCGACCAUACGGAAACACUACCUUUUUGGCCGCUCACAACUCUUACGCAUUCAGCCGAGACCCACUGGCUCUUGCCAGAGAUCAGGAAGUGGACGUCCUGACGCAGAUUAACAUUGGCGCGAGGAUGUUGCAAGGCCAAGCACAUAUGAAAAACGGCCAACUUCAUUUUUGCCAUACUACUUGCAAUCUAUUUGACGGAGGGUUGGUGUUUGAUUAUCUGAGGAAAGUCAAGACCUUCCUGGACGCCAAUCCCUACGAAGUCUUCACCUUCAUCUUCACCAACCCAGAACAAGUUUCGAUUUCCGAUGUUUGGAAACCGAUUUUCGACCAGGCUGGUAUUUCCCCAAUCGCUUACACUCCGCCAACACGGUUGAUGAAGCGGGGCGACUGGCCCACUCUCAAAGAGCUCUUGGACGCUAACAAGAGAGUAAUCAUCUUCCUGGACGCAGGCGCGGAUGGAAGUGGGGGCGGAACUGUCGAUUUCAUUCUUCCACAAUUUCAAAUGGUAUGGGAAGACCCCUUCUCUCCCACCGAUAACGAGUUUCCGUGCAAAAUUGAUCGUACCGAUGGUCCCCUUGCCAACGACGACCACCUUCAUUUGAUCAACCACAAUCUCAACAAGAAUAUCGUACCCUGGAAUCUGGGUACAGUCCUUGUCAGCGACUUUCUCAAUGCACCGAAAACUAAUGCGGUCUCUUCGAUCCUUAUGCACGCGAACAAUUGCGCUCCCUUCUCGCAGGGAAGAGCGCCCAAUUUCGUUCUUUUAGAUUAUAUCAAUAUCGGCCAAACGGCGCAAGCAGUCGACAAACUGAAUGGGUUUUAA